GGCCGUUUCCGCGGGAGCCAACAUGGCGGCGCGGGCGCUGCGGGCCGUGUGCAGGCCGCGGCUGGCGUUUCUCUGCGCUCGGGCCUCGCAGCGCGGAGCCGCCGCCGGGACCGAGUACCGGAGCGCCUACAGCCUGGACAAGCUGUACCCGCCGCGGCGGGACGGGGCCGCCGCCGACGCCACGGAGAAGACACAGCCGGAUGCCCUUGACAUUCCCCUAGCUCGCCUGACCAUCUCCUACAGCCGGAGCAGCGGCCCUGGCGGGCAGCACGUCAAUAAAGUGAACACCAAGGCAGAAGUUCGCUUCCACUUGGCCUCAGCAGACUGGAUUCCAGAAGCUGUGAGAGAGAAAAUGGCAUCAAUGCAAAGGAAUAAGAUAAACCGAGCUGGUGAGCUGAUUGUGAGCUCUGAAGAGAGUCGCUACCAAAUGAGGAAUCUGGCCAUUUGCUUAGAAAAAAUCAGAACAAUGGUGACAGAGGCCACUGAGAAGCCCAAGGUGGUGUCUAAGGAGACAACACAGAAGCUCAUAGAGAGGGUGGAAAAGAUGAACCGUGAACGACUACGACAGAAAAGGAUUCACUCAGACAGAAAGCAGAGCAGGAAGGCAGACUUUGACUGAGAACUGCAGAGAUGGAAGAAAUCCUUGGCAUCUUUAUAAAGAAAUGGUGUUGGCAGUGUGGAUGAGGCUGGACUCAUGAGCUGUGUUGAAUAAAAAUGAUCUGAAAGUGUAAAUAAAA
This is a messenger RNA of Colius striatus (speckled mousebird), 737 nucleotides long. RefSeq names its product mitochondrial ribosomal protein L58 (gene MRPL58). The coding region runs from base 23 to 619 and encodes 198 amino acids. Gene Ontology annotation, cellular component: mitochondrial large ribosomal subunit. Gene Ontology annotation, molecular function: translation release factor activity. Gene Ontology annotation, biological process: mitochondrial translational termination. NCBI's taxonomy places the organism in Eukaryota, Metazoa, Chordata, Aves, Coliiformes, Coliidae. The record is from RefSeq and is a predicted model, not a curated record. The transcript is spliced from 6 exons.